UGGGAUACUAUCAACAUGUCUAAGGUCGAUACUGUCCUAGGUACGCAGUGGGGUGACGAGGGUAAAGGAAAACUCGUCGAUACCAUUGGUUCUAAGUAUGACAUUUGUUGCCGAGCUACUGGAGGUGCAAAUGCGGGUCAUACUAUCAUUAUUCAGGGGAAGGCAGUGGCCUUCCACUUAGUCCCAAUCGGAAUUGUUCAACCCCAGGCCAAGUGCAUCAUUGGAAAUGGCUGCGUUGUGAACAUUUUUACAUUGUUCGAAGAGCUUGAUGCCUUGAAACAGGAGAACAUCGGUGUGAAGGACAGGUUAUAUGUGUCCGAUCGUUCUCAUAUUGUCUUUAACUUCCAUCAGAUCUGCGAUGGUCUGAAUGAGCAGAACAGUGGAAGUAUGAAGAUCGGAACCACGAAACGUGGAAUUGGACCAACGUACACUAGCAAGAUGGAGCGUGUGGGAGUUCGCAUGGGAUCGCUUCGCAAUUGGGAUCGAUUCAAGGAGCAGUACAUGCGUCUCUAUAACAUUUAUCGCAAUCGUUACAACCUCAAGGAUUACGACUACGAGGAUGAGCUGAACAAGAUUCACGCUCUUCUUCCGGAGUUGCUUCCUAUGAUUAUCGACUCCGUUGUGUACAUCAACGAAGCCUUGGAUCAGGGUAAGAAGAUCCUUGUGGAAGGAGCGAACGCUCCCAUGUUGGACAUCGAUUUUGGAACCUACCCUUACGUUACCUCCUCCUCUGCCUCGAUUGGCGGCAUCAUCACGGGUCUCGGCGUGUCUCCUCACAAGGUUGGCACGAUUUACGGCAUCGUGAAGGCCUACACGACGCGUGUGGGCGAGGGCCCGUUCCCCACGGAGCAGCUCAACGAGAUGGGCGAGCGUCUCCGAAAGAUCGGUCACGAGUACGGAGCCACGACGGGUCGUCCGCGUCGUUGUGGCUGGUUGGAUCUGGCGGUGGUGGGCUACACCCACAUGCUGGACAGCUUCGAUAGCCUGUGCUUGACGAAGCUGGACGUGCUGACGGGUAUGGAUGUGAUCCGUGUGGGCCGCAAGUAUCUGCUGGACGGAAAGGAGGUGAAGGGCAUUCCGUCGGAGCAGCAGGAUCUGGCGAGAGUGGAGGUAGUGUAUGACGAGCUGCCGGGAUGGUCGGAGGAUAUUACGGGAGUCCGAAAGUUCGAAGAUCUUCCUGUGAACGCGCAGCGUUACGUGGAGUACAUCGAGAAGACGCUCGGCGUGCCGAUCAACUUCAUCGGCGUGGGUCCUUCGCGUGAGGCGGUGAUUCUCCACUGGAUUGUUUGUUGCAACACACAGCAGAAUGUUGUAUAUUUAUAUAUAUAUAUAUAG
Messenger RNA from Blastocystis hominis, 1335 nucleotides. RefSeq lists its product as hypothetical. The record is from RefSeq and is a predicted model, not a curated record. NCBI's taxonomy places the organism in Eukaryota, Bigyra, Opalinata, Blastocystidae. Gene Ontology annotation, cellular component: cytoplasm. Gene Ontology annotation, molecular function: adenylosuccinate synthase activity; GTP binding. The coding region runs from base 16 to 1335 and encodes 439 amino acids. Gene Ontology annotation, biological process: IMP metabolic process; 'de novo' AMP biosynthetic process. The transcript is spliced from 5 exons.